ACGCUCGGCGCCACCGCACGCCCCGCCACCUUUGUCUCCGACCUCGCCACAGCUUCCAUCACACGCCGCACACAUGCGCCAAACCAAUGACUGACGCACUCACUCCUCAUAAGGGCUCGCCCGUCGUUCUUACUCCUGCUUCUGAUCACCAUUGCCCGACAUGAACGAUCAUCGCCCGCUGCCAGUCGUACCACGCUCCCCACGCUUCCAAUUUACCCCACUCUCUCCACUCUCUCCACUCUCGCCGCUCUCUCCACUCAUGCCUCUUUCUCCACUCUUGCCCCUCUCUCCACUCUCUCCACUCUCGCCGCUCCGUCCACUCCAGCCGCUCCAGCCGCUCCAGCCGUCUUCGCCACUCUUCCCCUCUUACUUGCCGCGCAGUACAAGAAGGCGGCGCUCCACCGCUUCAGCUCCACCUCCCGCCUCAAGGUCGCCACCUGCGACGUGCGCCACUAGAACCCACUGUCACAGACAAGCCGACUCCAUGAUCAUACUCCGUCCACGCAUGCACGAGGCUGCGCUCGGAACGCUCGUGGAGCUGGACCUCGAUGACGCCGCGCUCGAAAUGGUCGGGGGGACGAACACAGGCACGCACUACUCACUCCCUGGGCGUGUGCGCGUCACUUUUCCCGCGCUCUCUGCCGCCUUCGGAGGCCGCUACCGCCUCCUCCACAAUCUGACAGUGACGUUCGAAGGCAAGUCGGAGUACGUCGACCCGGAGCGGUACAUGCCUCUGCGAGUGCACCGCACUUCGCUGUCUCUCCUCACGAACUCGUACACCAUCUCCCCCAUCUGCCCGACCUACGGCACCAUCACGAUCGACCUGCCCUUUGACCUGCGCGUGCCCGGCUGGCUCCCGCCGUCGCAUGUGAGCCGGCACGCCACGACGAGCUACGGCCUCGUGGCGGAGGCGACGGUGGGCUGGGCGAACGAGACGCACUACUCGCGCGUGCCCUGCGCCACCCCGCUCAUCGUAGACGGCGCCUUCGCACCGGCACGCACCACCCGGUCCGCAUACACGCCCAUCCGCAUCAAGCGGCACCGCCUGCACCAGCCCAUGCCGGCGGACGAGUCUCCGCGCCGCCACUGGCCUUUCAAGUGCAAAACCCUGCCGGUGGACCUGACCAUCAAGCAUGCAGAGUACGUCGACCUGGCCGACCCGAAAGGCAUCAAAAUCGACAUGCACUUGCGUGCGAACUCAAGUGCGCGGUGCGAGGGGCACGAGGCCUCGGGCGGGCGGCACGAGUGCGCCUCCUUCGGCGCAGGGGGCGCCGAGGGGCGCGGGUUGUCUGCGUCUGCGUCUACCUCCGUGUCUGCUUCCGGGCCUGCUUCCGAGUCCGCACCCCACACCUCCCCCGACGACGACGUGGCAAUGCCCUGCGACCCCGAGCCGGUCGCACACGUCGUCCACAUCGCGAUGGAGAUCGAGGAGCGCGAAGACGUCCGCUCGACGCCGUCUGCCGCGUUCCUCGCGUCCUACCCCCUCCCCAACCAAGACGGCGCCCUCCUCGGCCCCAGCCGUGCGCCCGCCGCCCCGCCCCCCACCUCCGAGCCCACACGGCGGCGGAUCCAGCGCGCCUGCCUCCUCCUUCCCACCGGCCAGCCGCAGAGCCACACAUUCGACAAGGCCCGCCCCGUCGGCCCGACCACCAAGCGCAUCAAGGGCGCACUGACCUUCAACCAGGUGGGCCGGUUCCCGCAGCCCGACAUGAGCGGCCCGUUCGUGCGCAUCUCCCACUAACUCAAGACGCACGUGACAUUCCAGCGCGGCGGCUUGUUCUCUACCGAAACGUUCAAGACCCCCGUGCGCCUCGUUACAUGUCCCAGCC
Cutaneotrichosporon oleaginosum is the source of this 1829-nucleotide messenger RNA. RefSeq lists its product as uncharacterized. NCBI's taxonomy places the organism in Eukaryota, Fungi, Basidiomycota, Tremellomycetes, Trichosporonales, Trichosporonaceae. The record is from RefSeq and is a predicted model, not a curated record.